UUUUUUCCCUUAAAAGGUGAGUUCAUGUUUUAUUGUUUAUAAUAGUAAUGAGUUAUCUUUCUUAGCAACCUGUUGGUUAUUUACAAACAAAUCAAAGUGAAAAGUCAAUAAUAUUUGAAGAUUACAUCCAGACAGUAUCUCAUUGUACUUUGCUCAACUCUGUCACUUCAUUCAAACAAUACUGUAUACCUUAGUGCAUGGUCUGGUUAUAGAGCUUAGAACAAUGAAUUGUCAUUCAUGGGAAUAAUGUUUGGAAACUAAGACUCCUUUAAAUGUUUAUUAAAUGACAUGUGUUCUAACUGAAAUUAUUCAUUUCAGAAAUGGUCACACGGCUGGUAUUCACAAAUAGAUGGAUUAUCAUCAAUUCAAACAAGUUUUUCUUCGUGUAACUUUCAGAAUUAAGUGACAAAUGGUUACAAAUAGAUGUACAUGUACAUACUUAUGGAUAUACCUUAAGUUCAACACAGAAAUUUUAAAGUGUGUCACAAAUUUUGAUUGCUGAAUCUCAGAAAUGACAAGGUCAGCAAUGCGGAGCAAUUCUGCGAUGAGUGGAUUAUCAGGAAUACCAUGUUCUAUGAUGUCACUGUUUACUGGCCCAGAUAAUUGCGAGAGAAGCAGAUCUAGAAUACAGGACAUUGCAAUCCAAACAAGGCAGCGCCUAUCUACAUAUAACAGACCCAGCAGCUCUACAGUGGCCCAAGAUAUGGAAGAUAUGGAUUCUGAAGCCUUGGAUGACUUCCUCUAUUGUCAAGGUAUGAACUUCAGGCCUGUAGCCAGGAUUUGCCAAGGGGGUUCACUUUUUGAAAAAUUCCAGGGGGGUUCAUUUGUGACAAUUUUGGUCCAAAAAUGGCCAAAAUCACUUAAAAAGUGCUCAGAAUGGUGAAAAACUGCAUGAUUUUGAAAGAUUUUUUGGCCAGGGG
Owenia fusiformis is the source of this 920-nucleotide messenger RNA. NCBI's taxonomy places the organism in Eukaryota, Metazoa, Annelida, Polychaeta, Sabellida, Oweniidae. The record is from the annotation of a GenBank genome assembly.